CUCUCGCUUUGAAUCCACACUUCUCUUGCUUCGUAUUAGUAUAGCCCUAGAUGUGACACAGGGUUUCUCUUUCCGUUCGUCGAUCUAUAUCGUCUUUCAUAAUGCUCCGAAGACGAGCCCACAAGAAAUCCAGGCGAGGCUGUUCGGAAUGCAAGAAAAGACACAUAAAGUGCGACGAAUCAGUACCACAGUGUGGAUUCUGUCUUGGUCGGAAGCUGGACUGCAUGUACGGCGAUUCCGUCGCACCCGCCACGCCCAGUCCCAAGGCCCAAUCGCCAGAUUCUUCAUCCAACCGCUUGCUAGAAGCAAAACUGCUCCAUCACUACUACACUAAUACAAGUAAUACUGUCUCCAGUCCUAGUGACUAUCACCAGUGGCACAACCUUUUCCCCGAGGCGGCCACCUCCCAUGCCUAUGUCUUGGACAGCGUUCUAGCAUUUACAGCCUUGCAUUUUGCAUAUCUAGAGCCCAACAGCCGGCAGACCUGGCUAGAAAUUGGCUCACACUACAAUAACAGAGCAUGUUCGGAGCUGAGGAGGGUCGUGGGUCAAGUUUCCGCCUCGACCCUGCGGCCAGCCUUGGUAUGCUCAAUUUACAUUGCUUUGUUCGCGAACGCUCGCAUUGCGCUAUUGGGCGAUAAAAUCCAAUCAAGCCAUCUGGCUGAUAUUCUCCAGACAAGGACGCUUCUGAAAGGCUGUCUCUUCUUUCACCAAACCAUGGAGAACAUGAACAUUCGUUCGGGUCUGAGGAUGGAACAAUAUCUAUGGCGAGACAACCCUUCCGAGAACCCCUCCUCCCCUAGCCCUGUAGUACCAGGUCCAACCGUCCGUCGGAUGGGUACUUUGGUGCUGGAAAAGUUCAAAACGGAACCCGGUCAAGGCAACCAGUCUCGAUUCGAGAUCUGCGCGAUCGCAUGCCAAGGGUUGAUUGAUAGCAUGGAUAGUCAAUAUACCGUCGAGACCCAGGGCCGAAACUUAUUCCUCUGGCCUUUGUCGCUGGACGAUUCGUUCAUGGAAUUGCUUCAGACGAACGAGUUUCCGGCUCGGCUGGUGUUUUCGCUGUAUGCAUUGGGAAUACACUUUUUCAAAGGAUUCUGGUAUAUAGGAGAAGCGGGCUACCGGCUCGGGAGGGAGCUUCUGCCGUUAUCAGAGCCGGUGUCGGAGUAUUGGGUCGACGUCACGACGUCUCUAAGGGCGGAAUUUGAGAUCGACCGAGCGGUUCAGUUUUAGGCCUUGAUUUACUAUGUAAAUGUAGGAUUGCUGAGCAUGAUGUACAAAUUAUUUGUUUUAUUUCAAUUGAAC
Molecule: messenger RNA, 1301 nt
Organism: Aspergillus steynii IBT 23096
Lineage: Eukaryota; Fungi; Ascomycota; Eurotiomycetes; Eurotiales; Aspergillaceae
Product: Zn(II)2Cys6 transcription factor
Exons: 3
Coding region: 102-1229 (375 amino acids)
Biological process (GO): regulation of transcription by RNA polymerase II
Molecular function (GO): zinc ion binding; DNA-binding transcription activator activity, RNA polymerase II-specific
Source: RefSeq, a predicted model, not a curated record